Teleopsis dalmanni is the source of this 2503-nucleotide messenger RNA. Its product is annotated as aryl hydrocarbon receptor nuclear translocator homolog. The coding region runs from base 286 to 2202 and encodes 638 amino acids. Gene Ontology annotation, cellular component: nucleus; transcription regulator complex; cytoplasm. Gene Ontology annotation, biological process: regulation of transcription by RNA polymerase II. Gene Ontology annotation, molecular function: DNA-binding transcription factor activity, RNA polymerase II-specific; protein dimerization activity; RNA polymerase II cis-regulatory region sequence-specific DNA binding. Lineage: Eukaryota; Metazoa; Arthropoda; Insecta; Diptera; Diopsidae. The record is from RefSeq and is a predicted model, not a curated record. The transcript is spliced from 2 exons.
UCUGUAAUGUACUACAGUACAGUCGUAGCGUAUCUAUAGUAAACACAUAAAAAGACGUCUUGCUACCUGCUUCAGAAAAGUGGUAAAAAUAACUCUAUAAUUUCGGAAAAUUUAAGUUGAUACUAUUAAUUUAUAAUUACUUUACAUAAAACCCACAUAAACACCCUCGAAAACUUGUACCAGCAAAAAAGAGCAAUAGAGAAAACAACAACAACAAUAUUUACGCUUAGCAGUAGAAGUAAACGAAAGCAACCCAAAUAAGAAUUGCGAUUAUAAAUUUUAGUCAUGGAUGAAGCAAAUAUACAAGACAAAGAGCGAUUCGCUAGUAGGGAAAAUCAUUGCGAAAUUGAACGACGACGUCGAAAUAAAAUGACUGCUUAUAUUACUGAGUUAUCAGAUAUGGUGCCAACUUGCAGUGCUUUAGCACGGAAGCCUGAUAAAUUGACAAUAUUACGUAUGGCGGUUGCUCAUAUGAAAGCCCUACGUGGCACUGGAAACACAAGCAGUGAUGGAACUUACAAACCUUCUUUUCUUACCGAUCAGGAAUUGAAACAUUUAAUAUUGGAAGCAGCAGAUGGAUUUCUUUUUGUGGUUUCGUGCGAUUCUGGACGUAUAAUAUAUGUUUCAGACUCAGUAACUCCAGUAUUAAAUUACACUCAAAGCGAUUGGUAUGGUACAAGCAUGUACGAUCACAUACAUCCAGAUGAUCGCGAAAAAAUUCGCGAACAAUUAUCUACGCAGGAAAAUCAAAACACAGGUCGUAUUUUAGAUUUGAAAACUGGAACUGUUAAAAAAGAAGGUCAUCAAUCAUCAAUGCGAUUAACGAUGGGAGCACGCCGUGGAUUUAUAUGCCGGAUGCGCGUUGGCAAUGUUAAUCCUGAAUCAAUGGUGGCCGGUCAAUUAAACCGUCUUAAGCAACGCAAUUCAUUAGGCCCUUCACGUGAUGGUACUAAUUAUGCUGUAGUACAUUGCACUGGUUAUAUAAAAAACUGGCCCCCAACUGAUAUGUUUCCAGGCGUCCAUAUGGAACGUCCUGUUGAUGAUGAUAUGCAUGCUUCACAUUGCUGUCUGGUAGCAAUUGGCCGUCUACAGGUUACAUCUACAGCUUCCACUGAUAUGUCAGGCUCUAACAAUCAGUCUGAAUUUAUAACACGUCAUGCAAUGGAUGGAAAAUUCACUUUUGUAGAUCAACGUGUACUCAAUAUUCUGGGUUACACACCAACUGACUUACUUGGGAAAAUUUGCUAUGAUUUUUUUCACCCUGAAGAUCAAAGUCACAUGAAGGAGAGUUUCGAUCAAGUACUUAAACAAAAAGGACAAAUGUUUUCCUUGAUGUAUCGCGCACGUGCCAAAAGUGGUGAAUUUAUUUGGUUACGCACACAAGCUUAUGCUUUUUUAAAUCCUUAUACCGACGAAGUGGAGUAUAUUGUUUGCACUAACAGUUCAGGUAAAACUAUGCAUUCCACUGGUCAUGAAACAAAUACUCCAGACCAGUCUGAGCAUGUUUAUGUAGCACCUGGUGUAGAUUAUACGUUGCAAACGAGACGUGAUGUUACACCAGCAGUUUCUGCUACUGAAGCAAAUAUGUUUAAUACACAUGGCAUGAUAGGUGCACAUAUACAAACACAAACAGCGAUGGCGACACAACAACAAUCAAAUAAUAUACAACGCCCAGCUUCAGCUCAAAACCCAGUUACAUAUAAUUAUGAUGCAACUCAUUCACCAUUAGGAUAUGGUACUAAUGCUGGUGGACCAUCUCCAAACACAUCGCAUUUAGCUAAAAUACCUAAAGCAAAUACAUCACCUACACCAGCAACACCUACUUGGACAUCUUUACGACAGCAACAACCCGUCACUGAAGGUUAUCAAUAUAAUCAAACGAGUCCAGCACGUUCGCCUAGUGGACCUACAUAUACACAACUUAGCGCUGGUAAUUCUGCCAGACAAACAAAUUAUCAUGGAACCACUCAACCACCUGCAAAUGCACCCGGAAUGUGGGAUUGGCAAAAUGCAGCACAGACACCGCAAGCUGGACUUGGUAACGCAAGUGGUCAUCCAUCACAUGGGCAUCCACAUACUACACACGUGCAUGGACAACCUCAGGGUCAAGAGUUUUCUGAAAUGUUACAAAUGCUUGAUCAAAGUGGCCCCGCUACUUUUGAGGAUUUAAACAUAAAUAUGUUUAAUGCCCCAUUCGAAUAAUUUUAUUGUGCAACAUUUUAUAAGUUAAGGGGAGCAAUAAUCAUAAAUUCAUUUCCCAAGAAAAUUUUUUUAUAAAUAUUUUUAUAUAUUAUUGGUAUCCACAUUUGAUACAUUUAAACAUUAAUCGUGCAAAAAUUAUAUUUUUGUUAAAAGUGUAUGUAUAUUCAAACACUUUAAUUGCCGAUAUUGGAAAACAAUUUAUUGUCACGUUCUGUUCUAAAAUUAUAUAAAAAUGUUUAUAUAUUAAGCAGUUUUGUGAUGUAAAUUGUUGAAACGAUAUAUAAAUGCACAAGGUUAAAAU